CCGUCUUCCUCUCGUCUCCUCUCCUCCUCCUCCUUUCCCACCCGAGACCGGAGACCCGACCCGACCCGAGGGCUUGAGUUGAGCUUAGUCGGCAGCCAGUCAACUCUUGCACCUUGCCCCAGGUAUCGGGCGGGUUUUCAUGGAGGCAGCUUAAACCCUCGGCAAGCCCAGUCUCUCUCUCUCUCUCUCUCUCUCUCUCUCUCUCUCUGUGCCGCGCGGCAAGCCCCUCCCCUGCCUUCGCCAUGGCUCGCAACAAGGAAGCGUUGGUUUUGCUACUGGAUGUUGGUCCUUCAAUGCAUGGGGUGCUGCAGGAGGUCAAGAACAUAUGUUCAACUCUGGUGCAUAAGAAGUUGGUUUAUAAUAGGAGCGAUGAGGUCGGUAUUGUCCUCUUUGGAACUAAAGAAACAUGCAAUGAGCUUGCGAAGGAGCUUGGGGGCUAUAAGCAUGUGACAGUUGCACAUGAUAUUAAAGUUGUAGAUGAAGGGACUUCACAGGCUCUCCAAAACCUCCCAGCAGGAUCUGUCCCUGGUGAUUUUCUGGACGCUGUUGUUGUUGGCUUGGAUAUGCUGAUUAGGAAAUAUGGUAAUACCAAAGGAAAGCGGCGUCUCUGUCUAAUCACCAGUGCACAGCAUCGGUUAAGAGAUCCGCCUGAAGGGACUAAAGAAGAUCAGGUGGACACCAUUGCAGACCAGAUGAAAAGACAUGAUAUCAAGAUGGAGUGCAUUGUCUUCAGAGAACCGGGAAUCCAUCAUAAUGCUGUAAUGGAUGAAAAUGACUGGUUGUUGUAUCAGUUCAGGAAUAGAUCAGUAGCAAAGGUGGUCCAGGUUGACAGCCCAACAUCUCUGUUGGGUGCUCUGAAGACAAGAAAUGUGCUUCCAGUUACCGUCUUCAGGGGAGACCUGGAAGUGAGCUCCAAUUUUAAAAUCAAGGUGUGGGUCUAUAAGAAAACAGCUGAGGAGAAAUUCCCCACUUUGAAGAAGUAUUCAGACAAGGCUCCUCCAAGUGAUAAAUUUGCCUCUCAUGAAGUCAAAGUGGAUUAUGAGUACAAAAGCGUUGUCGAACCAGACAAAGUUGUUCCACCAGAUCAGAGGAUUAAGGGAUACCUUUAUGGUCCUCAAGUUGUCCCUAUAUCAUCUGCUGAAUGGGAGGCGGUCAAGUUCAAGCCAGAGAAAGGUGUGAAGCUUCUAGGAUUUACAGAUAGAUCCAGCAUAUUACGGCACCACUUUAUGAAAGAUGUAUGCUUGUUUAUACCUGAACCAGGUAACACGAAAGCAACUCUUGCAGUUUCCGCCAUAGCAAGAGCAAUGCAUCAAAUGAACAAGGUUGCUAUUGUUCGAUGUGUGUGGAGGCAAGGUCAAGGGAAUGUUGCUUUUGGUGUAUUGACGCCAAACAUUUCAUCAGUGAACAAUAUCCAAGAUUCCUUCUACUUCAAUGUGCUCCCAUUUGCUGAGGACAUCAGAGAGUUUCAGUUCCGAUCCUUUAGCAGCCUGCCAUCAUCAUCUCAGCCCACUGAUGAACAACAAGAAGCUGCAGAUAACCUAGUGAAGAUGUUAGACCUAGCACCACCUGGAAGAGAAGUCCUCAAGCCCGAGUUCACACCAAAUCCCAUGUUGGAGAGAUUUUACAGUUACCUUGAUCUAAAGGCGAAGCAGCCAGAUGCAAAUGUGCCACCACUUGAAAGAUGUCUAAGGAGGAUAACUGAACCUGAUCCUGAUGUCAUUGACCAACAAACGCCAUUAAUCCAAAAUUUAGGCAAAGCCUUUGAGCUGAAGGAGAACCCCAAGAAGAAGAAAGCACGAACACAGGACAGACUGGCAUAUACUGGUGCUGGUGAUCAAGCUAAAUCAGUAGCAGAGCCCUCUGCAGAAAAGGAUGGGGUUUUGGUGGUUUUAUAUCCUCCAACAGAGAAUAUCGGGGAGAUCAGAGAUUUACAUCCUGUUCAAGAUUUUGAAGCCAUGCUGGCAAAGAGAUCUAGCUCAACGUGGGUUCAAAAGGCAAUUGAAGAGAUGCAGAAGUACACAACAGCUUUGUUAGAAAAUUCCCGUGAUGGGGAUAAUUACUCAAAGGCACUUGAAUGUUUCGCUGCUCUGCGGAAAGCCUGCAUUAUUGAACAGGAACCAGAGGAAUUCAACCAGUUCCUUACAAAGACUUACGAAAGAUUGAAGAAGGGUGAUGUUGCCAAUUUCUUUCAGCUUCUGUCCUCGAAAAAUAUUUCACUUAUCAGCAAAGGGGAAGCACCUGAUAGUGAUGUGACUGAAGAGAUGGCAAGAAGUUUCUAUCUAAAACAAGAAGCGGCGUCUGAGUAGCACCUGAAAGAAACUGGAAGCGCAUUUGUGGGCUUGGGGAUCCUCAAAUCGGAUUGUGGAACUUUCAUCCUAACGGUAGCAUAGCCUAGCCCGUUGCAUGUGUCUGGCAUGUUUUGAGGCUUUCUUCAUGGAUGGAACUGGGGCUAAUGUGGCACUCUCUGGGUUUACCGUCUUGCUGCACAAUCUAUUGGAGUUCUUUAUGCUAGUAGUAUUUAGAGAUUCUACUGUGCUUCGAGUAGACUCUGCUGCACCGUUGGCAUUUUUUUUUUCCUUGACCGUUGUGCGGUGUACCGGGGGCUGUUUGGUUGCAGAAAGGAAUAGGAAUUCACCGGGA
Molecule: messenger RNA, 2640 nt
Organism: Setaria italica (foxtail millet)
Lineage: Eukaryota; Viridiplantae; Streptophyta; Magnoliopsida; Poales; Poaceae
Product: ATP-dependent DNA helicase 2 subunit KU80
Exons: 12
Coding region: 243-2306 (687 amino acids)
Biological process (GO): DNA recombination; cellular response to X-ray; double-strand break repair via nonhomologous end joining
Cellular component (GO): nucleus; Ku70:Ku80 complex
Molecular function (GO): double-stranded DNA binding; damaged DNA binding; telomeric repeat DNA binding
Source: RefSeq, a predicted model, not a curated record